AUGGCAUCACUAGGAUAUACCGACUUUGAUGCACACAUGACACAAUCUACGGGAAGACGCACAAGCAUAAACGUUAUAGUCUUGUGGAUGACUACCAUCACAAAUUUGCCAAAUGGUUAUACGAAAAUUCCAUGUGGUGAGUUUAAAGCUCAAGAUAUGAUACGCCGCGGGGGAUUGACGCAUCCGUUCCAAGAUAGCAAGAGCAAUGUGCACGUGGGCACAUUAUCGUUUCCGCCAGCACCCCUGGUUCCGAAUUAUUUUAUGCACGGAGGAGUAACACUGGCAUUGCGCUCAUCUCCAUAA
Ambispora leptoticha is the source of this 303-nucleotide messenger RNA. The record is from the annotation of a GenBank genome assembly. Lineage: Eukaryota; Fungi; Glomeromycota; Glomeromycetes; Archaeosporales; Ambisporaceae.